CAUAGAAACGACCGGUUGGAGACAAUAAAGCUCAGAAAUACACAUUGUGUGCAGCAAAGCGGUCAGUUGUUUUUAAUAGCUACUGGUGUACAUUUGCGAGUGAAUAAUUGUUAAUUACAAAGAUAUAAACAUUUUGUGAUUUCCAAUUUGAUUGUGUCUGUGGAUGAAAGUUUAUCAAUAUAAUUUCUUGUCUGUUUGGUAAAAAGAAUACUAUCAGAAGAUAACAUGUCAACGAAACCUGUUCUAUAUUAUUCACCACGUAGCCCCCCAUGCCGUGCCGUGCUUUUGACAGCGGCGGCUAUUGGAGUGGAACUGGAUUUACGCCUAACGAACCUGAAGGAAAAGGAACAUUUAACACCCGAAUUCCUAAAACUCAAUCCUCAGCACACCAUACCUGUACUAGACGAUAACGGUACAGUUGUAACAGAUUCACACGUUAUUAGCGCCUAUCUAGCAGACAAGUACUCACCCGAUGAAACUUUAUAUCCGAAAGAUAAACUCAAACGUAUGGAAGUGGACGCACGUCUCUACUACGAUGCUGGUCAUUUAUUCCCACGCGUACGUCUUAUGGUCGAACCGGUUAUUUACUUUGGCGCUGACAAUAUAGAGCAACACAAAAUUAAUUACAUGCACUUGGCGUACGAUGGCUUGGAGAAGUGUCUCACCAAUUCCCCAUACUUGUGUGGUGAGAAUUUGACCAUUGCCGAUUUGUGUGCUGUGGCCUCAGUCUCUAGCGGUGCGAUCUUUGCGCCGAUUAAUGAAGAGAAAUUCCCCAAACUCGCGGCAUGGUUAAAUCGUUUGACGCAACUGCCCUACUACAAGAAGAAUAAUCAAGAGGGCGCCGAUUUGUUGGGCUCUCUCGUGAAAGAUUUACUCGUAGCGAACAAGAAGGCAAAAGAGAAUCAAUAAUAUCAAGUCUUGUUAUGUUAAAGAGUGUUAUAAAAAAUGCAGAGAACUUUGAAUAAAUUAAGAGUAAAUUCGCAAAUUCUAUCGAAAAAAUGCACGAAGUAAAGAGAAAAAAGAAAGAAAAUCUGUUGUUUGGAUUAAUACUUGGAUUAAUACAUCUGGCAAUUGCAUUGAAUUGGACUUUCAGUCAGUUUAAAUCGGCACUGGUUUGGUGGAUAUAAGAAUAAAUAUAGCAUAAAUAAAUAAAUGCAUCAAA
Molecule: messenger RNA, 1162 nt
Organism: Ceratitis capitata (Mediterranean fruit fly)
Lineage: Eukaryota; Metazoa; Arthropoda; Insecta; Diptera; Tephritidae
Gene: GstE11
Product: glutathione S-transferase 1
Exons: 4
Coding region: 226-909 (227 amino acids)
Biological process (GO): glutathione metabolic process
Molecular function (GO): glutathione transferase activity
Source: RefSeq, a predicted model, not a curated record